AUGAAAGGGAUUUCAGAGAUGCUGCAGGCGGUGCUUCAGGCUCUUGGUAGAGCCGCGGGCCUCAUGCCGAGCAGCAAGGCGAGAGAUGCUCAACUGACUCGCCGACCCUCGUGGGCUGAGAGCAGCAGCUUCAAGGACAUCCACGAGAGCGUCAAGAAGGUCUCGCCAGACAAGAGCCUCGCCAUCGCCACCAAGCACCUCCCGCUAGGAAGCGUCUUUCGCUGCUCCAACACCAUCGCUGCCGCCCUCUCCUUCACCAUCUUCCAGCUGUUCUACACCUCUGUUGGGGUUCUUGGCCUCUACGGCCUCGCCAAGGAGAAGGUGUGGUAUGGCAUGAGCGGGAGAGCUCUGUCAUCCUCCAAGUUCAGCUUCACCAUCCUCGAGACGAGAUCUGCUCAGAUCCGGCACUGGUCUGACCUGCCGGCUUGGGGAGUCAGCAAAGAAGGGCACUUGCUCUCCCACAACCACUCGCAGGCUGUGAAGCUGCGGGAGGACGGGGCGGUCACCCUGGAGCUUUCGCUGGAGGAUCCGAUCGAUUUCGAUGGCUGGUUCUUCAACACGUCUGCGUCGCGUCCUCCCGAGUACGACCCCGUCAAGUUCAAGUUCCACUACUGGACGGGCGACCGCUGGCAGGCUGCUGGGUCAUCCUCGGACAUCGACUAUGCAGGCUCAGUCAUCUACCUGGACGGCUACUUCCCCACCAGCAGUGCCCGCGGGUCUUGUCACACCUUCUCGAUCUACAAGCCAAUCCCAGUGCGAACUGUGGACUUUCUCUCCCGGCUCACCUCCUACUCGCUCAUCGCGACCGCUGGCUUUCUCGCCGUCUUCAAGAGGAACUUUCUAGCGCAGCACAUCAGCCUCCUGGUUCACCCCUCCAUGGUCGUCCUCUUCUCCUUCGAGGCCCUCUCCACCUCCCCGCUGGACGUCAGCUGGUCGACGCUGCGAGCCUUCGUGCUGGUGGUUCUCCACUCGAUCCACUCCAUCAUCAUGCUGCAGAACGAGAUGUCCAACAACUUCAUCUGGCGCGGGUGCUACCUCCUCCUCUUCGGCCUCUGCACGGCUGGACGAGACUUCUUCGGCCCCAAGGACUGCUCUUCCGAGUGCAUCCGCAGCGGCAGCAUCUUUUUCUUCCUGGGCACCUUAUUCAAGAUCCUCGGGUGGCACUCCAAGUUAUCGGCCAUCAACUCAGUGAAGGAGGACGCGAGGAAGUACAACCUCAUGUGGGAGGAGCUGAUGCUUCGCCCGUCCACCCUCAUGCUCGUUCGCAAGCUCGAGCACACCUGCGAGAUGCUCGAGAGCGUCGCGCAGGUCAACCGCGUCGCCGACCUGCCGAGGAGCGCGGUGGUGUCAGCUCUCUUCCAGCACAUCCAAAGGCGGUGCAGGCAGCGAGACGCGCACGGACAGCUGGUGAGGGAGCUGGAGACGCUCUACAUGCAGGCCCAGCAGCUCCAAGUUGUUCUCCGCUCCAAGGUGCUGCAGUGGGCGGCCAUCUCCGACGGGUACCUGAGGGCAGUGAAGGGACAGGGGGGAGGGGGGGGGCUGGUGUCGGUGCGGGAGGACCUGGACAAGAAGAGCAUCGGCUGGGCGAAGCUGAAACGAGUGGAUCGGGCGGUAGAGAAGAUCAUGAGAUGCUACGGGGGCGAUGUGUCAAUGAUCGUCGAUAUUUGCCGUCAGGACAUCGUCUUCGACGACGUCCAGCAGAUCAUCACCUGCCUCCGCGCCAUCACCAACGACAGGGACGUGCACAUGCUGGGGGUCAAGAACUCGCUCUCGACCAAGUUUGACUCGAGCAGGAGCGCGGGGUACCGGCACGUGGCCCUCUACUUCAACAUCAGCAACAAGGAGACCAUCGCAAGCCGUUGCUCGCGGCACGUGUGCGAGCUGCAGCUGGUGCUGUCAAAGUUCUACAACCUGAAGAGCAGCGAGGGGCACCGGCGGUACAUCUGCUUCCGCAACCUGAUGGGGGAGUGA
Guillardia theta CCMP2712 is the source of this 1971-nucleotide messenger RNA. RefSeq lists its product as hypothetical. The record is from RefSeq and is a predicted model, not a curated record. The transcript has 3 exons. The coding region runs from base 1 to 1971 and encodes 656 amino acids. NCBI's taxonomy places the organism in Eukaryota, Cryptophyceae, Pyrenomonadales, Geminigeraceae.